AGGUGACCUGAUUGCUCAGACCAGCAUGUUACUUCAGUUCACAGGCGUAUGAAGUGUAUUUGUCUGUUUGUCUACAGAUAAGCAAUGAACAUAAUGUUGGCAUGCUUCCUAUGUCUUUCGCUCCUCCUGUCAUCUUCCCUUGCCAUUCGGACUUUAAAGGACGGACCCAAGAUUGAUAAAGAUGGGAGGCAGUACAAGUCGCCCGCCGUCAUCGUUGAGACUGAUGACACAAGCGAAAUCCAACGCGGGCUCACGCCUCUCGUGCAAGUGACGUGCACGCCGACGUCCAUGAUCAUACAGGUGAAGGCUGACAUGCACGGGACGAGACAUUUUGUGUCUCCUGGGGAGAUUUUCCUGGGGGGUGCCGAGUAUUCAGGCCUCAGACAGUGCCAGGCCAUCCCUGUUGGUGAGUCUGAGCAGGUCAUCAAGGCUGGACUCCAACACUGCGGCACCGAGCUAUCAAUAUCAGACGACUCUGUGAUCUACUCAAACCGGCUGACCUUCUUGCCUGCUCCCCGUCAUCAUGGCAUCACAAGGAAGACCAAAACUGUUGUUCCCGUUUCCUGUCACUACAAAAGGACACACAUUGUGAGCAGUCAGCCUCAGAUUCCCGUCAUCCCUGCCAAGACUCCAUCUGAGACCUCGACCUUCUCGCUGAGGCUCAUGUCCGAUGACUGGACAAGACUAAGGCUGUCCAAUGUCUUCUAUCUCGGAGACAAGGUCAACGUGGAGGCGUCCUACACCAGUCGUGGUCCAGAAGCAAGACGGUUCUUCAUUGACAGCUGUGUAGCAACUCUGAACCCAGAUCCAACAUCAGUGCCCCGAUACUUCCUCAUUGAAAACAAUGGGUGUCUGACAGACUCAAAACAGCGUGGCUCAAGAGCUCGCUUCCUGGCCCGAACGAGAGCGGAUGUUCUCCAGCUGCAGCUUGACGCUUUCCUGUUUCAGCGUUAUGAAAGGAACACUCUCUUUCUAACGUGCCAGUUGAAAGCCACCUCUGAAAUGUGGAGCCGCAGCCCUGUCAACAAGGCUUGCACUUAUGUGCAUUCAAGAUGGGAAAAUGUGGACGGCAGCGCUGACGUGUGCCGUUGCUGUGACAGCACCUGCAAGAAAAACUCCCAUCGACAUCUGAAGCCAGAUGGUACCACGAUGUGUGAAGUUAUCGUUCUAGGCCCUCUUGUGAUUCUGCCCAACAUGUAGGCGAACAACAAAGUGUUAAAUACAAUGAAUGGUCUUUUUA
This is a messenger RNA of Phyllopteryx taeniolatus (common seadragon), 1240 nucleotides long. Its product is annotated as zona pellucida sperm-binding protein 3-like. NCBI's taxonomy places the organism in Eukaryota, Metazoa, Chordata, Actinopteri, Syngnathiformes, Syngnathidae. Gene Ontology annotation, biological process: egg coat formation; binding of sperm to zona pellucida; positive regulation of acrosome reaction. Gene Ontology annotation, cellular component: extracellular matrix. The coding region runs from base 85 to 1200 and encodes 371 amino acids. The transcript is spliced from 8 exons. The record is from RefSeq and is a predicted model, not a curated record. Gene Ontology annotation, molecular function: acrosin binding.